AUGAGGGCUCGACCUCCAGAGCCGAAGAGUCUUCCAGAUUUGGUGUCGUCUGUGUCACGCGACGAGCCGUCCAACACUUCGCAGAACUACUACUCGAGUCAGUCGGUGUCCAACGCCGGCGCUUACGGCUCCGGACAGUCGUUUGAUUUCGCCAAAACACAACAGGCGGUCGCAGCCGCGCAACAGUUGGCCAGUUAUUACGGACAGCGCAACGACAGUAACGCCAACAACAGCUUCAGUCAAUUGCAAUACACGUCGACUCCAGGUUCGGCUUUCGUUUCCUCUACCCUUCCUUUCACUCAACAAAUACAACAAAACCUUUUGUCUACUCAAUCGCGAACCGCCACUCAAAACAAUUACAAGUCGAGCGCUUCGCGAUGGGAGCGCGAAGAGCGACCCAAUCGGGCCGCCGAUGACCGGUUCCGCGCGCGAGACAACGAUCGGCCCUCUCGUCUGAAUGACGCGAAAGGUAAGCGAAACGAUUCGCGCGAUCGAAACAUUGUGUCCAAAGAAGGAAGAGAUGAGUUCGGACGCGACCUCAGAGGCGGAGAGCGCAACAAAGAGAAGGACAAAGAGCGCGAACGCGAACGACCAGAGCGUCGGGUCAGACGCUCAGAGUCUCCCGCGAAUAGUAUCGGCAGUCAGAACGUGGUUCGAGCGGUCAGACGCCGCUACGAACCCGUCAAUAUCCCAAAGUUGGCUAUUCUUAAGACUCCUCUCAACGUAUAUGACAUCAAACAGAGAUAUUCUGCGAAUCUUCACAUUCCCUCUGAUCUAAAGGAAGUGAUUGUAAAUUCAAACUUUACUCUCAAUAUCAAUGAUAUCCCAAAACCCAUCACUUUUAGAGUGAUUGAAGUGAAAGACGACAACAAGAAGAAAGAGGUGUCGAAAAAGACUGAUUCGCCGAAAGAGAAUAAAGAGAAGGCAACUAAAGAAGGAGAUAAAAGUGAAACCAAAGAGGAAGCCGAAGAGGAAAGCAAAACUGAAAUUUGCAAAGAAAGCGACGAAACUAAUGCCAAGACUGAUGGCAAAGACAAGCCUUCAUCUGUUGAUCAUCCGAUUGUAUCGAAGACUACGUAUAAAUACGGCGUCAAAGUCCUCAUCAUUUCAUUGCCAUCGAUGAGCGAUAUCUACGACCGAAUGUUUGGCUCAGAUUUCGACGCCAUUAGUACCGGAAGUAAAUCAUAUUUUUUGCAUUUCAACAAACUUUUGGCGUUUUUGGUCUCGAGAAACACAAACGACGGCUUUUCUCUGAUCGGCGGUAAAUUCAACGCCCAAAUAGACGGCUAUUUACCCGAUUCCGAAGAACCAAAUCUGAUCGCAACAGCGGUUCGUUUGGUCGGCGAACAAACGGGAAUGAAUUUGUCUAAAUGCGCGAAAUGGAGAUUAAUCGCCACUUUUGUUUACAAUCGCGACAACUCUGUGGACCCAAUGACUCCGAGUCUUGAGAUCAAUCGAGUGUUUAUGCCUGACGUUUGGUCUGCUUUUGAUGGCAUUUACGACAAACAGCCGAAAAACAUCAAUGAUUUAGAAAAUGAUAAUCAAUUUGAAACUGUUUUAAAUAAUGAAAACUUAGAAAAUAAUAGUGAAGUUAUUGAUACUACUAAUGAUAAAAAUGAGUUAAUCAGUACUGAAGACAACGGUUCUCGUGACGAACCACAGACGACACCAAAUCUGGAAGACUCGUCGGCUCUGGAGGUCGAGCCCUCAUCUGACUCUGCUAUCAAUUUGCUUCAAUCCGAGACAAUCGCUUCACAGCCCAUGGAUUCUACCGCUAUUGUUGAAACCACGGCCAGUGUUGACACCACUUGUCCUCCUCCUGAAGCAUCAGAUCAGUUGCCUUUGGAUCCAAACACUUCAUCGGAAGCAGCAAUUGUUGAUAACUCAGCUCUCGAUUCUACUCUGGAAUCGCAGGACAACGACUUGUCUAACGUUGAAUCAGGACUUCAGACCUCAAACACAACAAACGAUAUUUCAUUAGACGAAACGGCGGCCCAAAAGGCCAUUUCUUCGGGUGAUGUUUCAGAGUUGCAUCGAUUGCUUGAGAGUAUAAAUGACUUGAAAGUCGCAGAAUUGCGGGCAGAGCUCGAGAAACGGGGCGCACGUCUUAAGGGUAAUCACAAAAAGGCGGAUCUCAUCAAUAAAUUGCGACAACUUAUCACUCAACUGCUCGAAGACGAAGACGUUGUGAGCGAUGACGUUAAGAACGAUUGGUGGGCGCAGAGAAUUCUCAGCAAAGAGAACGCCGCCACCGAUGACCAGACUAAGGCCGAAGAGGCCACUGAACCGACACAAACUGAUCCCAUUGUUGACACUAAUUCUUCUGUCGUUUGUGAAGAGAAUAACACAAACGAAACAAAUGAUGUCAUAAUGAUUGAGGACGAGAAGGAAGGCGUUCAGAAUGAGGAACAAAUGGUCAUUGAUUUAGUCGACGAUAAGACCAAUGAUUCCAAACCAAAUGAUGUGACCAUUGAGGACACACCAAACGGGUCACAAAGAACGGUUAAACGCAAGAAUGAUUCUCAAUCACCGAAGGAAUCAAAGAAAGCCAAGAAUAUAGAAGUGGCUCCAGAAGUGAUUCCGACAAAAGUGACCGAUGGAUGCGUUUAUGUGAAGGGAGGCGAGAAUCUGACUGUCAUUACACUUCACGAAGCGUUGAAUCAUCAGCGAUACGAUCAGUUUGAGAUGUCAAUUGUUUCCGAAGUGAUUAGAGAGUCUUUGAUCCAUCAUUUUUCGCACUAUAUUUUGUCGACUUUAAUCCAUAACUACAAGAAUCCCGUCUCGAAGGACGAGAAGAGUGCGGAAACGGCGAAACCGACUCCAAUGCCUAUAAACUACGUCCACCUGUCGUUUGCAUACUUCGAUUCCAGUCAUUGCGGACACAUUUUGGCCGACGAUUUGACAAAACUAUUAAAUAACGCGAAUUUCACUCUUUCGCGAAAAGCUUUCAAUCUUCUGAUGAGUACUGAAGACAAGGUUUUAUACCGAGACUUAUGCGAACCCAAAGAAUUGCUUACUGUCACCAAAACGACGAGUGCUGUGAACACGCAAAAGGCCGACGACGACGCCUCUCAGGCAUCAAAUGUGAGGAUCUAUGAGAAGAACGGAACCGUUUAUGACAUGGAAUUACUGAUCGAUCAGUCGGAAAAAGAUGAGGCCUUGAAAGUGAGACUCAAUGAAGAGUUGAUCGCAAAUCAGGAGAAAAUUUCGCAAUUGAAUGAAUACAUACAGGAGUUGGAGGCGAGACAGAAGAAGAUGACGACCGCAACAGAGAAACAAAAUGACGAAAUCUGUUCAUUUAAGCGACAAAAGGAAACCAUGAAAACUAAGUACGAAUCGAUGAAAAAAGCUGUCGAAGCAUCGGUUCUGGCGUUCAAUAAAGUUCUGGAGAAAGAGACCGAAGAAAAUAAAUAAUUCAUUAUUUUAAGUGUUUUAUUAUAAAAACCUAAAAUCAUUUGUGUUUUGAAUUUUGCAUUAUAUUUAAUAAGAUAGACAUUAUUUCGUAAAUUUCUUGAUUUAAACUAUAUUUUAACGUUAUUUUGUAAUUCAUUAACGAAACAAUUAUUUCUACAAUUAUUAGAAACCAAUAAUAAUUAAAUUUAUUCAUUUGUAUUCUUGUCGUAAAAGCAUAUCUAAAACUAAUAGUAUAUUUGAAAUGACAAUAAUUAUCAAUAAAAUGAUUUAUAGCUUAAAAA
This is a messenger RNA of Medioppia subpectinata, 3695 nucleotides long. Lineage: Eukaryota; Metazoa; Arthropoda; Arachnida; Sarcoptiformes; Oppiidae. The record is from the annotation of a GenBank genome assembly.